Molecule: messenger RNA, 675 nt
Organism: Exophiala spinifera
Lineage: Eukaryota; Fungi; Ascomycota; Eurotiomycetes; Chaetothyriales; Herpotrichiellaceae
Exons: 2
Coding region: 1-675 (224 amino acids)
Source: RefSeq, a predicted model, not a curated record
AUGGCUCCACAGACACAAGCGGGAGGCUCGACAGCAACGAGCCAACAAGCCCUCAUGACCACGACGACUGUUUCGAUUCCAAGAAUAGCAAUCAAGUUCUGUACACAGUGCAAAUGGAACCUAAGAGCUGCUUAUCUCACGCGCAUACACGGUACACAGUACGCUCAGGAACUUCUCCAAACCUUCGGCACAAGUAUAGGAGAAAUCGCCCUCGUUCCAGCCACGGGCGGAAUCUUUACGGUGACAAUGACUCAUGCUGCAACAACGACGGAAUUGAGGGAGUCCGGGUCUCAUGGGUCGAAUGGCUCUGGUGAGCAACCGACAACAACGGCAGCUGCAACAGUGACAGCAACGGAUACAAUACUCUGGGACCGCAAAACGGACGGUGGAUUCCCAGAGACCAAAGAACUCAAGAGCAGAGUAAGGAAUAUCAUCGAACCAGGUCGAGACCUAGGGCACAUCGAUAGGAGUUUGAAAAAGGGAAAGACAUCGACAUCGACACAAGAAGAAAGCCAGGCCGACGAGACGGUGAAAAGUAGUGGUGCCAGUGGUGCGGAUGGUUUGGAUCAGGAGAAAACUGCUACUGGUAGUGGUAGUGGUAGUGGUGGUGGUGAUGAAGAACAAAAGGGAGCGAAAGAAAAGUCAAAGACGAAAGACUGUGAGGAUUGUAACUGA